Coccomyxa subellipsoidea C-169 is the source of this 2033-nucleotide messenger RNA. RefSeq lists its product as hypothetical. Lineage: Eukaryota; Viridiplantae; Chlorophyta; Trebouxiophyceae; Coccomyxaceae. The transcript is spliced from 10 exons. The record is from RefSeq and is a predicted model, not a curated record. The coding region runs from base 468 to 1880 and encodes 470 amino acids.
UUAACCUGCAAACUCGAUUCUGGUUGAAGUACUGCAUGCGAUCGCAAGACACGGACAGGGUAUUACAUCAUGUUUGCUGCGAAUUUGGCUGCCACCUAAGAUCGAGUAGCAAGGCGAACUAACUUGGGGUUCACUGUCACACAGAUCUUCAAGUCUGUGGGUCGAAAUUAAAUCUUUUUCCAAGUACCUGGCUUUAGUGAAUUAUACAGUGCGCAUCCUGCGGGUGCUUUAACUCUUAAAGCUGGUGCAAAAGCUGUGUUACUAAGCCUUAUCGAACAUUGAUUUCACCAUUGCUGAGAGUCCACCGCACCCUUUAGAGUGUUAUUUAGGGAGAUAUUUCCAAUACCAUACCUAGAAACCCUUUGGUUGACACAGCAUAAUACACCGCAACCCAUUUAGCAGAGCACCCUGAGGCAGAUGAUCCUCUGAGAAGGCCACUCCUCGAUGCCAAGAAGGCCAUCGACGCCAUGCUUGGCAUUUUCGAGUACGAUGUUGGAUGGAGGACGAGCUCAACUCGUGGCCGCCCAAGGCUUGGGUGUGGUUUGAUUGCAGCCCUGCUCCUGCUCCUGAACAGCAUCCCAGCAGGCCAAGGCUGCACAGUCGUGGAACUUCAGAAUGAGGGCUUCGCCACCAACAUGCUUUACCUCAUGCACGCCAUCCCCAUCUUCUAUCAGCAGAACGGCACCCUCUACGUUGACAACACGAAUUUCCCUUACACCUGCGCUCAGGAUGGCGGAUUCCACGAAUUCUUCAGAUAUGACGAGCACUUGGUACCCUGGUCUGCAGCAAAGGAGGCAGCAGCGGGGGACAACUGCCGGAGAGUGACCUUCUAUGAGAUAGACCAGCUCAUAUACAACACCCUCAAAUUCCCUUUCUACCAUCUGGACCUCAUCGGCAUCCAAAGGGCGUGGUGGUACAGGAAGUGGGUGUGGGACUGGAUAGACUCGGAGCGCAUUGCCAAGCUGCACGCUGCUGUGAAGCCGACCAUAGCAUUCCACAUCCGCGGCGGCGACGGGCGGCCCACGACGCUGCCUGGGGACUAUAUACACACCUUUAGGAAGGCGUACCCCCACGUCAAGGGGGGCACAUGCAUCUUUGCUGGGGAUCAGCAAGAGUUGCUGCUGGAGGCAGCGGAAAUUGCAGAGGCAGCUAUUGGGUGUCACGCAGAGUUCGGGGUUCCCUUUCCCUCCCCGGAGGGUUACAGCCGCGAGCGAUUUAACGCUCUUGACCAGGAUGCCAGGUGUGUGGCGACUCUGGACAUACUGGGGGAUAUGGAGGUGCUAGCACGCGCAGACUACUUUGUGUCAUCUUACCACUCCAGGUGGUCCAAGGUAGUGGAGUGGAUGCGCUAUGGGUUGUACAGGAAAGACCGCAGCACUGCUCUGGACGCGUCAUCAGACCAUGCAGACCUCUACUCCAUCAUAUCCUCCAUUUUCAAUGGGAACCAGGUGCGGGGGCAAGCUGCGCAUGUGGCAGCUGACAUGGAGGCUGACGUGGAACUGACUGAGCUGGAGCUGGAGGAGAGGGAGGCACUGCACCCCCACAAAAAGGCGGGGGUCCCUGCCAGCAAGGGGAUACCCACAAACAAGGGGGGACCUCCUGGGAAGGGGGGCAAGAAGGCUGCUGCCAAACCUGCAGCCCAUGCUGCGGUUGUGCAUCCUAAGGGCUCCAAGAAGACUGCCAAGCCAGGACAUGCCAGCCAUGUGGCAGAAGCCGAAGUAUCGCCGGAGGAGGAGGGUUGCGUGGGGCAGAGCUGCGUGGGAACGAGGGCGGCUGGGGGAAUGUGGGAGCAGGACGUGGUUGCAGACAUCUCUGAUGCAGCCACCAAUGAAGGCACUGGCCAUGAUGGCAGCUUCCACGGCCGACGAUUACUUAAUUGAAAAUAUUUAUUUCAAGUCCUACGCGUUUCUGUCAACCAGAAGGAGGGGUGUCAUAGUCGAGCUGUGUUGAAUCUCACCAUGAGCUCCUGUUGACAAUGCUAGAGUGGUGCUUCGCACAAGAUCGAUGUGUUUGUAAGCUCGUCGUACUGGCGC